Messenger RNA from Populus euphratica (Euphrates poplar), 1750 nucleotides. RefSeq names its product nuclear factor 1 A-type protein (DUF1005) (gene ASG1). The record is from RefSeq and is a predicted model, not a curated record. Lineage: Eukaryota; Viridiplantae; Streptophyta; Magnoliopsida; Malpighiales; Salicaceae.
GAGAGGAAAAAAGAGAAGAAGCCUUUUUGGAAAUAGAGAGAGAAAAGGAGCUUUUUUUUUUUCAUAAAAAUUUGGUCCUUUUGGAUACAGGGUAUUGUGGGAGUCCUUUCAAAAUUUUUUUUUGUAUGUCUCUGCUAAUCCUGUUUUCAUAAACAGGUUUCUUGCUCACCUGGAGCUGUUUCAAGUAAGAAUGUUCAGAAUACCUAAACUGGCUAUGCAUAGAGCUUUCGAUCCAAUAGAGAAAGAUUUGUGACCAUAAUGGAUCCUCAGGCUUUCAUCAGGUUGUCAAUAGGCUCCUUUAGGCUGAGAAUUUCUGGAAAAACUUUAAGUUCUGCACAAUCUAGGCUCCAAGCAUUCUCUUCUCCAUGUUCAUGUGAGAUAUGACUUCGAGGUUUCCUUGUGCAAAUAAUAGUGGUCCCUUUAUUAUCCUCACCUGAAAUGGCACUUGAAAUUCACAGCAUUGCCUCAAAUUUUUAUCUUGAAGAAUCGGAUCUGAAAGCAUUACUGACACCUGGCUGUUUUUAUGCUAAUCAGGCAUGUCUUGAGAUUGCUGUUUUCAUAGGGAGAAAAGGAUCACAUUGUGGUGUUGGCAUCAAAAGGCAGUAGAUAGGAACAUUUAAGCUGGAAGUAGGCCCUAAAUGGGGUGAGGGGAUUCUUUUUAGUGGCUGGAUAGGUAUUGGCAAAAACAAGAAGGAGACUGGAAAACCUGGAGCUGAACUUCAUUUGAGAGUGAAACUAGGUCCUGAACCAAGAUAUGUGUUCCAGUUUGAAGAUGUGACCACAUCGAGUCCUCAGAUUGUUCAGCUGCAGGACUCAAUCAAGCAGCCCAUAUUCAGCUGCAAAUUUAGUCGAGACAAGCUAACCCGGGUAGAUCCCUUGAGUACGUAUUGGUCAAUUUUCGAUGAUGGUGCUGAUGUUGAAACAAAAAGAAGAGAACGGAAGGGAUGGAAGGUGAAGCUACAUGAUCUUUCUAGCUCGACUAUUGCAACAACCUUCAUAACAACUCCCUUUGUGCCAGCAACAGGUUGUGAUUGGGUUGCUAGGUCCAACCCAAGAGCUUGGUUGAUUGUUUUUCCAGAUGCUUGCAAGCCUGACAGGUGGCAGCCAUGGGGAAAGCUUGAGGUAUGGCGUGAAUGUGGCAUCAGAGACUCCAUUUGCUGCAGAUUUCACCUCCUGUCUGAAGGCUAGGAAGGUGGUGAGGUUCUUAUGUCUGAGAUCCUCAUCAGUGCUGAAAAGGGUACGAAAUUUUUCAUAAACACUGACAGGCAGUUGCGAACUACAGCAACUCCAAUACCAAGCCCACAAAGUAGGGGAGAUUUUUCAGGACUUGGUCCUAUUAUUGGUGGUUUUGUUAUGAGCUGUCGAGUGGAGGGGAAAGGAAACAACAAGCCAUUGGUUCAGUUGGCCAUGUGACAUGUAACAUAUGUGGAGGAUGCUGCAAUCUUUAUGGCACUUGCAGUUGUAGUUGAUCUUAGCAUUGUAGCUUGCAGGCCUUUUCAUAGAAAGCUCAGGAAAAGGUCUCGCCAUUCUUUAUGAAAAACACAAACUAAGGGGAUUGAUUUUCAUGAAUAAAGAAUGGCUCUAUUUUACUCUCCUUUUUCUUUCAUUAUUGUAAAAUUAGAAAUGUACAGGAACUUUUAUUUACCUUUUUCUAAAAUUAUCAACUCAAUCAUAUGGUACAACUUCAGCCAUGAAAACUAUGCCCAAGCAUCAUUUCCGGGACUUAAUGCUUAUGAAAAUAACUUGCUUU